This is a messenger RNA of Patiria miniata (bat star), 2047 nucleotides long. Its product is annotated as ammonium transporter Rh type B-like. The transcript is spliced from 13 exons. Gene Ontology annotation, biological process: ammonium homeostasis; ammonium transmembrane transport. NCBI's taxonomy places the organism in Eukaryota, Metazoa, Echinodermata, Asteroidea, Valvatida, Asterinidae. Gene Ontology annotation, molecular function: ammonium channel activity. The record is from RefSeq and is a predicted model, not a curated record. Gene Ontology annotation, cellular component: plasma membrane. The coding region runs from base 281 to 1834 and encodes 517 amino acids.
GGUGCACUGUACCGUUGCACGUGGGGUGGGGGGAUUUUCACCAUGCGUUUUAUAGCUCCAAAAUCGUUUGUUCACAGUCAUAUAUAUGUAAACAAAAAAAGAGGCGCAAACACGCGUACAACGUUAUGUGUACAAUGAGUGUACAUGUACAUGCCGUAUUAUUACUUGGUGUUGGUGAUACAUUUUUGUGUACAGAAGCUCGUUACAACUUAAGGUGAAGGGCAUUGUGCUCAUUGUUUAAAAGAAUCAGCUGCGUGCAAUUCUUAGGACCCGAUCCGCGAUGGCAGAGCGUGCAGUAAGCGAGCAGUCGUGUGCAUUUCAGCAACUCCGGAACGGCGCAGCAUCACCCGCACCCAACAGGAAAAUGGCCUGGACCCGAGGCAAGUUGACCGUGCUGUUGCUGGCGUUCCAGUUGGUGUUUCUCGUGUUAUUCGGGGUGCUAGCGGAGUACGAUCCGUCAGCGGACGCCAACCCUAAAAAAAGUCAUGACAAUACAACCGAAGAGCAUGGGGACGGGGACCUGGCGGGCUUCGCUAACCAAGUGGACCUGUACUACCCAAUGUUCCAAGAUGUACACGUGAUGAUGUUCAUUGGCUUCGGCUUCCUCAUGACUUUCCUCAAGAAGUACGGCUACGGCUCGGCGGGUUUCAAUUUUCUGAUAGCCGCCUUCGUGCUGGAAUGGGGGAUGCUCAUGCGCGGCUUUGUGGCACUAAUUGUAGAGGGCUCGUUCCAUAUCAACAUUAAGUCCAUGAUUGUAGCGGAUUUUACUGCAGCCGUCGUCCUGAUUUCCUUCGGGGCAGUGCUGGGUAAGACCUCGCCGGUACAGCUCAUCAUGAUGGCCUUCUUUGAAGUCAUCUUCGCCGUGCUCAACGAACACAUCGGAGUCGAAGUGCUCCAUGUAGUAGAUGUGGGCGGCUCGAUGUUUGUUCACGUUUUCGGCGCCUACUUCGGUCUUGCCGUCGCCUUCAUUCUCAAACGGGAUGCGACAGAGGACAACGAGAAAGAGGGCGCCACCUAUCACUCUGACAUCUUCUCCCUCAUUGGAACCAUUUUCCUGUGGAUGUUUUGGCCGAGUUUCAACAGCGCCCUUGCGCUGGAGGACGCCCGCCAUCGGGCCGUGAUCAACACGUACUUCUCGCUGGCUGCCUGCUGCGUAGUAACCUUCGCCAUCUCAACGCUGCUCAACAAGGACGGCAAAGUCGAAAUGGUGCACAUUCAGAAUGCCACUUUGGCCGGCGGCGUUGCUGUGGGAACCAGCGCAGACCUGAUGAUCCAGCCGUGGGGCGCCAUCUUGAUUGGCGUCAUUGCCGCCAUGUUGUCAGUCCUCGGAUUUAAAUACAUUCAGUCGUUCCUUACACGCUGGCUGAAAAUCCACGACACUUGUGGCGUGAACAACUUGCACGGCAUGCCGGGGAUUUUGGCCGCCAUCGCCGGUGCCGUGGUGGCAGGCUUGGCCACCAAAGACCUCUACGGAGACAAUCUGUACAAUAUCUUUGGAGCUCGCGCACCUGUGGAGAUGUCUACGGACGCGAAUGAGAUGACCGCCGGUGACAUGAGCGGUGACGUCAUGGUGGAGGCUCGCUCAGCCGGUGGGCAGGCCGGGUACCAGCUAGCAGCGCUGGGCGUGACCCUCCUGAUAGCAAUAGGGGGUGGCAUCAUCACCGGCCUCAUUCUGAAGAUUCCGAUCUGGAACGAGCCCGAGGACGAUGAGCUGUACGAAGACAAACCGUUCUGGGAUGUAAGUACGAUUGAAAAUUCCGAGGUUGAAUACCAUGAAGUGGAAACCAGAGACACCGCGAUCCCAAUGAAGACCGUUGGGCAAUCAGGAGUUUGAUUACCAACUAAGAAGCACCAACGACCAAUCACAUCGCCUUGCCUUGGACAUGUGACCGCAAAAGCCUUCAUUAAUAUGCAAACAUCACGUGCCUUGCAGGGUGUAAUUUAACGUGAAUUGUUUACUUAGAUUCAUAAAUCAAUUAUAUAAACACCAUUUCGGAUCCAGGAAUUCGAAUGUUUUACUCUUUUUAAAUACAGGCCGUAGCAGGGG